This is a messenger RNA of Brassica oleracea var. oleracea, 1975 nucleotides long. RefSeq names its product MLO-like protein 2. The transcript has 14 exons. Bases 175 to 1893 code for a protein of 572 amino acids. The record is from RefSeq and is a predicted model, not a curated record. Gene Ontology annotation, biological process: defense response. Gene Ontology annotation, cellular component: membrane. Lineage: Eukaryota; Viridiplantae; Streptophyta; Magnoliopsida; Brassicales; Brassicaceae.
UGCGGGUCUUAUCAUCUUCAUUCCUUCCUUAUACUAUUAUUGUGCAAUAUAUCUGUGGGUUUGUAACUUGCGUAGCCUAUUAAUUAGAAAACUGUGAGCUUAAAACAUAAAGAAGAACACAAAACUCUUUGUGUCUUCUCAUCUCUCUCACUGUGUUUUUAUAAUUAAGCUCUAAUGGCGAAUCAGGUAAAAGAGAGGACUUUAGAGCAGACCUCUACGUGGGCAGUCGCUGUGGUUUGCUUCGUCUUACUACUCAUUUCCAUUGUCCUUGAACAUUCCAUUCACAAAAUUGGAGCUUGGUUUAAACAGAAGCACAAGAAGGCUCUCUAUGAAGCUCUUGAAAAGAUCAAAGCAGAGCUUAUGCUCAUGGGGUUCAUAUCACUACUCUUAACAAUCGGACAAACACCGAUCUCAAACAUCUGCAUCUCCCAAAGCGUUGCGUCAACAAUGCACCCUUGCAGCGCCGCUGAUGAAGCUAAAAAAUACGGCAAAAAGGUUCCCGCUAAACAAGAAGACGAUGGUGAAGAUAAAUCCGGUCAUAGAAGACUUCUCCUUGAGGUAGCUGAGUCUUACAUCCAUAGACGAAGUUUAGCCACCAAAGGUUAUGACAAAUGCGCUGAGAAGGGGAAAGUGGCUUUUGUAUCUGCUUAUGGUAUCCACCAGCUUCAUAUAUUCAUUUUCAUCCUCGCGGUGGUUCAUGUAAUCUACUGCAUUGUUACUUAUGCUCUCGGAAAGACCAAGACUAGAAGGUGGAAGCACUGGGAGAAUGAGACCAAGACAAUAGAAUUUCACUAUUCCAACGAUCCUGAGAGGUUCAGGUUUGCGAGAGACACAUCUUUCGGGAGAAGACAUCUCAAUUUCUGGAGCAAGACAAGAGUGACGCUAUGGACUGUGUGUUUUUUCAGACAGUUCUUUGGAUCUGUCACCAAAGUUGAUUACAUGGCUUUGCGGCACGGUUUCAUCAUGGCGCAUUUGGCUCCAGGGAGUGAAAGGACAUUCGAUUUCCGCAAGUAUAUUCAGAAAACAGUAGAAGAAGACUUCAAAACUGUAGUCGAAAUCAGUCCGGUUAUCUGGUUUGUCGCCGUGCUAUUCCUCUUGACCAACACAAACGGAUUACAUUCUUUCCUCUGGUUACCAUUCAUUCCACUAGCCGUGAUUCUAAUAGUUGGAACAAAGCUUCAAGUCAUUAUAACCAAACUGUGUCUAAGAAUCCAAGAGAAAGGUGAUGUGGUGAGAGGUGCCCCUGUGGUUCAGCCUGGUGAUGAUCUCUUCUGGUUUGGCCGCCCUCGGUUCAUCCUUUUCCUUAUCCACUUGGUUCUUUUCACGAAUGCAUUUCAGCUUGCCUUCUUUGCCUGGAGUACGUAUGAAUUCACUCUCAGGAAUUGUUUCUAUGAAAACGAUGCAGAUGUGAUCAUCAGAAUUGUAGUUGGAGUUGUUGUACAGAUACUUUGCAGCUAUGUGACUCUUCCACUCUAUGCUCUUGUCACUCAGAUGGGUUCUACCAUGAGGCCAACGGUGUUCAACGAAAGAGUAGCCACAGCGAUAAAGACAUGGCAUCAUACAGCAAAGAAGCACACAAAACACGGAAAACACACCGAAUCAAACACACCUUACACUAGCCGUCCAACUACACCAACUCAUGGCUCAUCUACAAUGCAUACUCUUAAUAACCGAAGCGUUGAGACUUUCCCGAGUUCUCCUUCUCCUAGAUACUCUGAUCAUCAUGACCACCACCAGUUUUGGGAUCCUGAGUCUCAACAACAAGAAGCUGGACCUUCCACACAUCAUUCUCUUGCGCACGAAAGCUCGGAAAAGACACCUGUUCUUGCGUCCGUGGAACUUCCUCCUAUACGGACUACCAAAAGGUCAAGAGAUUUUUCCUUUAAGAGGUAGAUGAUUGUUGAAAUUUACAUAUGUUAUACAUUAUUACAUGUAUGAGACCUGCACCAUCUAUUUAGAUAGAUGAUUACAUUCA